UUUUCAUAUUAGCAAAAUAAUCUUUUAAUAUUAAAUUAAACAAAAUUAUUUUACACGUAGUCUUAUUAAUUAAAAAAAAAGUUUUGUAGGAUUUCGACGAAAUGAUGUCUAGUCGAAAAAUAAUUCCUAUCCCUGGAUGCAAGAAUUCAUCUCUCAAUUCGGAUUAAUUAAAAAUAAUUAGGACAAAUAAAAUUACCUGAUAAUAAUAAUAAUAUAAAAAAUGGUUGAAUGAUCAAAAUUAAUUACAACUGUACACAAAUAUUCUAGUAAAAAGAAAAAAUAAUAAUAUGAAAAGUAUCAAAAUCAGAAAUAGGCGAAGAAGCUUAGGCCAAAUUUCGGGCGGUUUAGCUCUGUUAGAAGCUAUUAACAAUGGCAAGACCCAUCUGGCUAAAUUUAUCUUAGGAGCUACGACCAAUAUAGGAAAUGAAUCGAGUUUGAUCUUAAAUAAGGAUAACAGUUUAGGUGCAAAUAAAAUAGACACAUCAAAAUAUGGUCUUGUUACCCCCGUUCUCAAGUCCGAAAAUGUAAUCGUAAAUAACUACAAUAGUGGUCGGAGAAGUACUAUAGUAGAUGCCAAGGACUUUCAAGGCAAAACGGCAUUGAUUCGAGCUAUUUAUUUACAAGACGAUAAAAUUAGGAAAAAAGCAAUCGAACUCCUACUCAAAUUUGGUGCUAAAGUAAACUCUUGUGACAACUAUGGGCGAAGUGCUUUGAGUUAUUCCUGUCAAUUACAAAGAAAUGAUAUCAUUAAAAUUCUGGUCAAACACAACGUCGAUCCAGAUUUACCUGACAAUUUAGGUAAUACUCCUCUAAUGUAUGCAAUCAAGUCCAAUAAUGUUGCCGGGGUUAAUAUUCUAUUAAGGUGUUUCAAAAGAUUAGGAGUUCUAAAUUUGAAUCAUAAAAAUAAUGACGGUCUAACAGCUUUCGAUUUAGCAAAUAAAUUGGAUGAUAAACAAUGCUACGAACUUAUAAAUACUUUAUCAAGAAGUUAUACCAAAAAUUAUAGUAUGAAAGAUUUAAAACAAAUUAACUCCGAAUCAGAAAAAUUAAGAAACGAUCAAGCUAAAUAUUUCAAAGACACUGAUGAUUAUAAAAAUAUAGUUUCUAAGGAAGAAGUCAAACAAUUUGAUUCUGAUAAUAAAAGCAAUUUAUCUAAAAAUUCCACAUUAAAUAUUGAUAAAAUUAAUCUUAGUGAUGCAUCAUCUGAUUCACAAUCCUCAUCAUCCAGUAGUAUAACUGAAAGCCAAGCGAAUAUAUUGUCAUUGUCAGAACUUUUAUUACUUAAAGGGGCCGAAACUCAAGGCACAGUGGAUUUUAAUACAAAAAGUGAUAUAAAAGCUAUGUUAAUACUUAAAAGAAGUUUUAGCUUACCGGUAUCUUACAAGAUUAAAAAAAUUAGAAAUAGUCCUUCAACUAAUUACGAUAGCUUCGAAGAUAAUAUUGACAACAACGUUUCAUCAUUAUCGAAAAAAUCUCUACAAUUUUCAAAAAUAUCAGAUUCCACAAGUAAUUUAUCCAAACUGGAAAAAAGUAAAUCAAGAAAAUCUCAAAAAGAUGACAAAGAAAUUAUAAAAAAGGCAGAAUCCGAAAAAAUCAGUAUCAUAAAAGAUAAAGAUAAAGAUGCUAUUUUAAUAUCUAGUGAAAAAAAAUCCAAUGGCAAUUUAAAAAAUGUUAGUAAUAAUAGCUUAAAUAUAAAACCCAUAAAAAAAAUAGACAAUUCGAAUACGAUUGGAACAAAAUUAAAACAAAUUAAAAAAUUUACAGCAAAAAUAACUCAUCCAAAUUUUCAAGCAAGCAAUUUAAAUAAAAUAGAUAUAAUUGGUCUUAAAUUAAGUCAUGACGAUAAUAAAGAUUAUAAAGAAAAUAAAUUUCAAGAAGAUGAACUAAUUGAUCUAACCCACAAAGAAAUCGAAUCCGUAGUAAUAUCUAAUGAAAAUCAAAAUAAAUAUGAAAAAGAAAUUAAUUUAAAAAAAAAAUCAAUAUUUAAUCAGAAACUUGAUACAAUAAAUAAAUAUUUUAAAAAAUGUUAA
Gordionus sp. m RMFG-2023 is the source of this 2030-nucleotide messenger RNA. RefSeq names its product ankyrin repeat domain-containing protein 62-like. Lineage: Eukaryota; Metazoa; Nematomorpha; Gordioida; Chordodea; Parachordodidae. Gene Ontology annotation, molecular function: protein binding. The record is from RefSeq and is a predicted model, not a curated record. The coding region runs from base 288 to 2030 and encodes 580 amino acids. The transcript is spliced from 3 exons.